Messenger RNA from Loxodonta africana (African savanna elephant), 14712 nucleotides. It is a transcript of the gene PDE4DIPP2, whose product is annotated as myomegalin. Gene Ontology annotation, biological process: positive regulation of microtubule nucleation; regulation of Golgi organization; centrosome cycle. NCBI's taxonomy places the organism in Eukaryota, Metazoa, Chordata, Mammalia, Proboscidea, Elephantidae. Bases 805 to 4158 code for a protein of 1117 amino acids. Gene Ontology annotation, cellular component: centrosome; nucleus; Golgi apparatus. The transcript has 17 exons. The record is from RefSeq and is a predicted model, not a curated record. Gene Ontology annotation, molecular function: molecular adaptor activity; zinc ion binding.
AGUGGCUCUGCCGGGCUGCUCCAUCCCGAGUACGUGGCACUGCCCGUGGGGAGACGGGGAGGGGAUUCGGCUUUCUCCUCCCCACGAGGAGCCUGGGGACAUACUGACGGGGCGGGAGUAUCCUGGAACAGAUCGGUGCGUUCUCUUCGUGGAUCUGAACAGAUGAAGGUGGCCUGGCAGUGGCAGUGGCAGUGGCAGUGGCGGCGUCAGACCUGCUCUUCACUCUGUAUCCACUGUGAGCCACUGUGGUCGGUCUAGCCCUAGGAGCGGGGUCAGACGUGGGGCCAGGGCGCUCGCUCGCCACGCCGCAUGCGCAGAGCUGGGAGCCAGCCUCCGGGACUACAGCUCCCAGCGGAGCCCUAAGGUGGCCGCCAGCGCGGAGCCGCUGCCGCCAUCUUGAAAUCUGAUCCUCAAUCUCGGAGCCUUGGCGUCAGCAGCGGGCGGCCGCUACUGCACCCGGGACCUGGCCGGCUAAAAGGGGAGGACGUUGAGGACACGGCGGCUAGCGGGAGAGACAGCUGUAGCAGACCUGACAGGUCCCGAGCCCGGCCUGCGCCGCUGUCGCUCAGCAUCCCCCUGAGGCGUUUCUGUGCCCGCCCCCUCCCCGAGGGGCGGGGCUGCCACUUGGUACCCAGAGCCGGCGCGCGGGCGGAGGAGCUGCGUCUGCAGAGUGGGACCCUCGGGACUGUGUCAUGCUGGCCGGAGACCCCCGGGGCAGGAGACCGAGCGCAACCAAGAACCAGUGAGUGACCACCGAGCAGCCGCCGCCUCGGGGAAGCUCGGCGGCAGCCGCUAGGAGGCACGAUGAAGGAGAUUUGCAGGAUCUGUGCCCGGGAGCUGUGUGGAAACCAGCGGCGCUGGAUCUUCCACACAGCGUCCAAGCUCAACUUACAGGUUCUGCUUUCUCACGUCCUGGGCAAGGAUGUCUCCCGCGAUGGCAAAGCCGAGUUUGCUUGCAGCAAGUGUGCUUUCAUGCUCGAUCGGAUCUAUAGAUUCGACACCGUUAUUGCCCGGAUCGAAGCCCUUUCUAUUGAGCGCUUGCAGAAGCUGCUGCUGGAGAAGGAUCGCCUCAAGUUCUGCAUUGCUAGCAUGUAUCGGAAGAAUAACGAUGACUCUGGCGCCGAGACCAAGGCGGGGAAUGGGACAGUUGACAUUUCCGGCUUACCGGAUGUCAGAUACUCUGCACUGCUCCAGGAAGACUUUGCCUAUUCAGGGUUUGAGUGCUGGGUGGAAAAUGAGGAUCAGCUUCAGGAGCCACACAGCUGCCAUACCUUGGAAGGCUCUGGAAACCGACCCAGGAGAUGCCGUGGUUGUGCAGCUUUGCGGGUUGCUGAUUCUGACUAUGAAGCCAUUUGUAAGGUGCCUCGAAAGGUGGCCAAAAGUAUCUCCUGUGGCCCUUCUACCAGGUGGUCUACCAGCAUUUGCACAGAAGAAUUGGCUUUGUCUGAGGCUGGACCACCGGAUUUAACCAGCACAAAGGUAGCCCCAGAUGGAGAAAGCAUGGAGGAAGGGACACCAGGUUCCUCUGUGGAAUCUUUGGAUGCAAGUGUGCAGGCUAGCCCUCCACAACAGAAGGAUGAGGAAGCUGAGAGAAGUGUAAAGGAACUUGUAAAGUGUGACUGUUGUUCAGAUGAGCAGGCUCCACAGCAUCUGUGUAACCACAAGCUGGAGCUAGCUCUUAGCAUGAUUAAAGGUCUUGAUUAUAAGCCCAUCCAGAGCCCCCGAGGGAGCAAGCUUCCUAUUCCAGUGAAAUCCAGCCCACCUGGAGCCAAGCCUGGCCAUAUCAUGACAGAUGGAGUUAGUUCCGGUUUCCUUAACAGGUCUUUGAAACCUAUUUACAAGACACCUGUGAAUUAUCCCUUGGAGAUUUCAGACCUGCAAGAGCUAUGGGAUGAUCUCUGUGAAGAUUAUUUGCCACUCCGGGUCCAGCCCAUGGCAGAAGAGCUACUCAAACAACAAAAGCUGAAUUCAAAUGAGACCACUGCAACUCAACAGCAUGUAUCUGAUUCCCACUUAGCUGAACUCCAGGAAAAAAUCCAGCAAACAGAGGCCACCAACAAGAUUCUUCAAGAGAAACUAAAUGAAAUGAGCUUUGAACUAAAGUCUGCUCAAGAGUCAUCUCAGAAGCAAGAUGGAACAGUUGAAAGCCUCAAGGAAACCCUGAAAAGCAGGGAAAGUGAGACUGAGGAGUUGUACCAGGUGAUUGAAGGUCAAAAUGACACAAUGGCAAAGCUUCGAGAAAUGCUACACCAAAGCCAGCUUGGACAACUUCAGAGUUCAGACGGUACUUCCCCAGCUCAGCAACAGGUGGCUCUGCUUGAUCUUCAGAGUGCUUUAUUCUGCAGCCAACUUGAAAUACAGAAGCUUCAGAGGGUGGUAAGACAGAAAGAACGCCAACUGGCUGAUGCCAAACGAUGUAUGCAGUUUGUAGAGGCUGCAGCGCGUGAAAGAGAACAGCAGAAAGAGGCUUCAUGGAAACAUAACCAGGAAUUACGAAAAGCCUUGCAGCAACUGCAAGGAGAAUUGCAGAAUAAAAACCAACAACUUCAUACCCUGGAGGCUGAAAAAUACAACAAGAUUCGAACCCAAGAACAGAACAUUCAACACCUAAACCAUAGUCUGAGUCACAAAGAGCAGCUGCUGCAGGAAUUUCGGGAGCUCCUGCAGUAUCGGGAUAACUCAGACAAAACCCUUGAAGCAAAUGAAAUGUUGCUUGAGAAACUUCGGCAGCGGAUUCAAGAUAGAGGUGCUGCUCUAGAGCGGGCUAUCGACGAAAAGUUCUCUGCUCUGGAAGAAAAAGAAAAAGAACUGCGUGAGCUUCAUCUGGCUAUGAGAGAGCGAGAUCAUGACUUAGAACGACUGCGUAGUGUCCUCUCCUGCAAUGAAGCUACCAUGCAAAGUAUGGAGAGUCUCCUGAGGGCCAAAGGUCUGGAAGUGGAACAACUAUCUGCUACCUGUCAAAACCUCCAGUGGCUGAAAGAAGAAAUGGAAACCAAAUUCAGCCAUUGGCAGAAGGAACAAGAAAGUAUCAUUCAGCAGCUACAGACAUCUCUGCAUGACAGGAACAAGGAAGUGGAGGAUCUUAGUGCAGCGUUGCUCUGCAAGCUUGGACCAGGACAGAGUGAAAUAGCAGACGAGCUGUGCCAGCGACUACACCGGAAGGAGAGGAUGCUGCAGGACCUUCUAAGUGAUCGAAACAAGCAAGCUGUGGAACAUGAAAUGGAGAUGCAGGGUCUGCUUCAGUCCAUGAGCACCAGGGAGCAGGAGAGCCAAGCUGCUGCAGAGAAGAUGGUACAAGCCCUAAUGGAAAGAAAUUCAGAGUUACAGGCCCUACGCCAGUAUUUAGGAGGGAAAGACUUCAUGAUGUCCCAAGCACUUAUCUCUAACCAACUGGCUGAAGUUACUUCCGUUGGCCGCCAUGUUGGAGGGCAGCCUGAUCAAGGUUCAAUGCAAAUACCCUCAGGAGAUGAUAGUGCUUCAUUGACUGCCAAAGGGGAUUCCAGCAUAGCCAGGUCCACAUUAGGAGAUUUGGAUGCGGUUGCAGGGAUGGAAAAAGAACUGAAUAAUGCCAAAGAGGAACUUGAACUCAUGGCUAAAAAAGAAAGGGAAAGUCGGAUGGAACUUUCUGCUCUACAGUCCAUGGUGGCUGUGCAAGAGGAAGAGCUGCAGGUGCAGGCUGCUGAUAUGGAGUCCCUGACCAGGAACAUCCAGAUUAAAGAAGACCUCAUAAAGGACCUGCAAAUGCACCUGGUUGAUCCUGAAGACAUACCAGCUAUGGAACGCCUGACCCAAGAAGUCUUACUUCUUCGGGAAAAAAUUGCUUCAGUAGAAUCUCAGGGUCAAGAAACUUCAGGAAGCCGAAGACAACAAUUGCUGCUGAUGCUGGAAGGACUGGUAGAUGAACGGAGUCGUCUCAAUGAGGCCUUACAAGCAGAGAGACAGCUCUAUAGCAGUCUGGUGAAGUUUCAUGCCCAUCCAGAGAGCUCUGAGAGAGACCGAACUCUGCAGGUGGAACUGGAAGGGGCCCAGGUAUUACGUGGUCGGCUAGAAGAAGUUCUUGGAAGAAGCCUUGAACGCUUAAGCAGGCUGGAGACCCUGGCCGCCAUUGGAGGUGGGCAACUGGAAAGUGUGCAAGUUCAUCACAAGCAUGCCUUCUGAGCACUGGCGGGUCGUACUGCAGCCCAGGAUCGAAAACCUUGUUUGCACUAACCAGAGAGCCUUGUCUGACUUUGGCAGAGUUAACUGGUGACUUACUAAUCAUAGAACUGGUACAAGUAGCAUCAGCUACAAAGUGAAACUUGCUUUAGACUGUCUGCAUCUUGCUGUACGUAUCUAUCUCUAAAUUGAAUGGCGGGGGCUACGAAAUGAAUUUGCACAUUUGAAAUUGUUCUAUUUUAGUUUUCCCACCCAUAUUCAUUCCUUUCCCUAGCCUCUCCUUCUCAUUCUCUCAUUCCUUCUUUGGGCCAAUAAAGUUUAUUCCUCCCCCACUAUCACAAUCCAUCUCAAAAGUUCCAUAUCAUGUCAUAAAUGCAUGCGUGUGUAUUAUAUUUGUCAUUCAAUCAACUCCUGCUCUUUGAAUGAGGGCAUUUUUUUUUUUAAUUAAAUAAAGGAAAAGUUUCAAGGAGAGAGAGACUGAGUGUCUAGAGGAAGACAUGGCAAAAGCGGUAUGAUCCUUAGUAAUCAAAACCGAGAGAGAAGUCUUGUAAUAGUAGACAGCAAGUAUUGGGAGGGCUAGCCAAGUAAAGAGCAGAGGCAAAGACUUUUUCAGUGCUUGUAGUAAACCUUUACCUCUAAUAUUGUUUUAGAGUUGUUUAUUGAAUGACACAGGUGAAUCAGAUUAGGUUUUCUAUGACCCCUUUAAAAACCAAACCUGUUGCCAUUGAGUCAAUUCUGACUCAUAGUGACCCCUUUAGGUUUCUUUAAACCAAAAGCGUGCUGUAUUUAGUCAGAGCAGGACUUUAAGAAAGCUUUCAAAUCUUACAGAGUCAGAAUUCUCUACGUACAAAGAUAAUGCCCCCUUGAAAUUCAGUACUUCAGUGUAAACUUCAGUGCACCCUUGUUUAUGUUGCUUACUUACUUCCAUUUUGGUAGUGGCACUAGACAGUAUAAUACAUAGUGCCGACGCAUUUCUCCAUAUAGAAAUAAGUAAUGGGCUUCAGGCUUUGAAGUGCUUGUAUAGCUUAGAAAGAAAUGUGGUCACAGAUUUGUGUUCCUAGGUUUUAGUCAUAGUCUCAGUGCUUUCUUGUGGCACCAUGACAGGUGUAAUAAGGAAAGGCAUACUGAGGAUUGUAUUUCUGGUGUCUUAAAUGUCAAGAGUAUGAAAAGUAACCAAGAUUACUUUGGAGCUUUGUGGGUAUAACACCAUGAGGUUUCUUAUUUCUGGAUACAAGUUUCUUAGAUUAGAAGCUGAAAUUUCAGUUACUUUAAACAUGGAAUUUGUGAGACAGGGAUUGUAAGUAUGAUUUACAAUGAUUUUAGCAUUGUAAAAUAUUAUUGAGUACCCUUUCUGAGCUAGAUGAGGCACAGUGACUUUUAUUUUUCCUUCCAUUUUUUACAUGGCACUUUUAUUUCUUUCACCUUCAUGUGUUGACAUGACUUGGAUUGCAUUCUAAAUUUCAUCCAAGUUUUUGUAACCUUAGCUGUAUCUGUAAUAGGUAGAGCAUUAGUCAAACUAAAAAGGCCAGGGGAGAAAAUGUUCUACUGGAAAAAUGCACUAGAAUCUUCUGAUUAAAUAGUUUGCAAAAGAUUGAUAACCGCAAGCCUUCCUCUUAAUGGAUAUGUACCAUUCGAGUUUAUUGGCCUUUGAGGGAAGAAGGAGUCAUUUAAGGAGAGGGAUGGAGAGGGAAGCAGAACUAUCCAAUUUUCUGUCUUCAAUUUUAAGAGACCUUUUCCUUCACAAAACAUUCCAGAAGCCAUAAGGAGGAUAAUUGACCUAUAAAAAUGCCAACCCAUCAAAAGACUAGUCUAUUGUGUCAUUGCAAGAGUGCAUUUAGGAAAUGUCUUCCCUUCAUUUUCCUAGUAGACCAAGGAAACUUUCUAAAUCUCUAGUUGAAAUUCACCCAUGGGUGACUCUUGGGUGCUAAUGGCUCAUAAUGAUUACAAUAAUUUAUGUUAAUUACCACUUCUUCUCUCAGUCUCCAACAAGAGUAGGAAUAUCCCUAGGUAUCUUGAAUUGUUGCUAUGUAUUAAUAUUCUAAUUAAUAUUAUAAAUAUUAAUGUAGCUUAAUGAAUAAUAAAGAACCCAACUUCCUAUAAAAAAAGUUAUCAAAAUGGAUUAGGAACCAAGUAAGUGAAUUCUGACCCUGAUUUGGACACUGAAAAGACAGACUAAUUUGUGCUUUUGUUAUUUGCAUCAAUCCUGUAGUUGAUGUUAUGCCUUAUAGGAAAUAUAAAAAAAUUAAGCAAUUUAGUGGCAAAGGAUAAGUUAGGAGUUUGACCUUGGUACCAUAGAUAUGACUAAAAUCUGGAACUAACCUUCUGGUCUGGAUAGCUGGAAUGAGGUUUGAAAGGAGUGCUACCUGGGGAGGGCUUCCUGGUCUAACAAUUUUACGUGAUAAUUUGGCAUCUGAUCUGAGAACACAAUUUCAAUGGAUUUUUUUCUUUGGAUCAGAGAUAGAUGAUGCUGUAAUUGGACAACAUCAUUUAUGUAAUCAUAUUUGGCAUGAUAUAAUGCGAUUCUAAUCUCUCUUCAGGAACAUAGAUCCUUUCUAUUACUGGACUAGUUUACCUUUCUUAGGCAUUUUUCAACAUGACAAUAACUUUAGGUAACACAUCUUGUGCUUAUAGAACUUUAUGUGUGAGAAACUUUUGAAAGAAAUUGAGUGAAUUAAAUGCUUCCUCAGCCCAUGCUUAACUGGAAGUAUGGAAUUUAAACUGAGAAAAAUCCAUAUUGGUAAAUUUGGUUUUUCUUGCAAUUAUUUUUCAAGAAAUAGCAGAUGUGUGGAGUAAUGGUUGUAAGAGGUCAGCAUAGAUGAAAACUAGAGUUUAUAGAACUAAAGAGUUGCAAAGAACCUUCAGGAAGAUUUAUUUAGUGAAUGAGGGUCCUUACUGAUAAAUAUGUCCCCUAAACUCUUUUCUAUUGCAAGUUUAAACUGUAUUGAAAGCUGAUGAUUGUUAAUGCCUAACAUAAGUCAACAUUUUUCUAAUGUUCUCUUUUUUUAGUAUCUAGCCAAAUACUAAUAUUUUGAAAAGGCAUAAUUAGGCUAUUUUAAUAUGUCAGUGUUUCACUUUGACAGGAUGUAACCGUACCCUGUCUCCCCAUCUUCCCCCUGCCCCCAUACCUACUUUUCUUCAUUGCUUGUGGACAGAAACAAUAUUUUUACUCUGUGUCUCAAGGAAAGUAAAAAUUUACUUGUUCAUAUUUCAAAAGUACUUUUCAAUUACAUUAUAUAUAGUAAGAUCUCUAUUAAGAAUCAGGAUUCUUAACAUGUGUAGGAUAUCAGAUCCUAGCCAGAAGAAGUGGUCCCUGGAAGGCUCUUUAGUAUCUUCUGCUUACAGAGUUUGUAAGUGACCUCUGUGGAAGAUACACAUAAAAAACCUGGCACUUUUAUGCUUAUGUUUCCUCUUCAGUAUCUGAACCAUGAGAAGUUUGGCUUAUAGCUUCAAAACCAUGAAGGAAAAUUGAGCUUGGUUCUCUCUGCUUCUGUCUUCCAGUUGGAUCUGGAGUUCUUAGAUUAGGGAAAGGAGGAGCAGAUCAGAUUAUACUGAUCAUUGCUUCUUCCUUUGAGGAUUGAAGAUUGACCUACUUAAAGCCACUUCGCUUUGGACCGUUGUUGGCCUUAGAACAAUUCUUUAAUCCCUUUAUUUUCCUUGAACCUAGUAUUAUAAAAUUCUAGUUCCACUGUUAGGGUAAGUCAUUGAUUGGUGGUGUCGUGGUCUUUUUGACAUCCUUCAAAAAACGUAAGUUGCCUCUUCAACUAGGGUCUCAGUUCUGCAGCCAGUGUUGUACAGGGAAAUGUGACAAACUUCCAAUGAAGUGAGAAAGAAAUAUUAGUAACUACACACUUAAAGUCCAUCUCCCAUCUCACCUUCUAGAAAUUCUACUAGAGGAAGAAUGAAUGAAAUUAGCUUUCUUUUUUAGAUAUUAACAUCCUGUGAAAUGCAAGCACGUAUUUUCUCUUCUUUCUUUUGAAGUUCAGAGAGCUUUUCUUCUCCCUUUGGUAGCACUAUUUUUAUAUAGACAUUUAUACUGUAGAAAGAACAGCAAGGAAUAUAGAGCUCGUAUAAGGCAGCCCUAUUUAAAAACCAACAGACAGAGUGAGUCAAUAGGACAAUUCAUUGGAGAUAUUUCUGUAGUUACUAGUUUCUGAGUCUUAAUUCAUUUUGGAAUAUGGAUUUAAAUCAUACUCCCACUAAGCAUUUGCAGCAACAACUGUGUUAAAACAUUAUGUCUUAGAAGAUAAACAUGUUGCACCUAAGUAGUCUUAGAGUUGACGGAAGGUAAGUCCUCAGCUUCUAUAUGUAAUCACAUAAGCCUGAAUGAGUUUCUCAAAUGAAAAAAGUUAACGUUGUAAUUUGCUUCCAACCAAAAAUGGGAAGUGGAAGGGAAAGACAAAGCUACAUGGCUGCCGAUACUAAUUUUACAUCAGAUUUCAAAUAAGAAUAAUUAAACUGAUAAAGUGAUUUAAUAAUUCUUGUUUUACUUUCCCUUUUUGUUGUUUAAAGUCCAGUUUCAGAAAGAAAAAUUUCUAUCAUACUGCUUUGUUCUUGUUAAAGCUGUGAGGAUAAAAUAGGAAGUCCAGCAAUGUCAGAAAAUGUUUGGUCUAAGGUAAUAUGAAAAGUAGGGGUGUUAGGUACAUGAGCCAAAUAAUCUUCACUGUUCCUUAGGAACUCUUAAUUGUCUAGAAAAUGCUUGUAAUGUGCUUUCAGUAUAUAACACAAGUAUGCAGUGCUUUUGCAAUUAUCAAAAUCAUUGGUCUCAAGCGUUCAACUUCUCUCUCCGUCUGUAAACUUGAGAGGCAUGUGUAUAAACAAGUAUGUUUUAUUAAUCAUGAAUUUCUGUUUCAAUGAAGAAUUUCCAUCUGUUUCAGUUUGAUAAUAAAAGCAGUUUUUUCCUGCUUUUAUCACCUAUAAUUUUGAUCUUGGGGCUGUUGAGAAAAGUUCAAGCAAUUCAUAACCAUUUCAGAUGAAGAAAGAAGCACCCUGUUAAAUGAUCCAGAAACUUGGCAUUAGAUUAUUUGCAGGAUUAUCUCCCCACCAAAAUAAGCUGCAUAUUUUUCUCUGGAAGUUCAUUUCUGCAUGGCACUGUGCUGUGUUAAACUGUGUUAACGUGUGUGCUGGAAUGGAGAGUGUACGUUUUGAUAUAUUAGAAUUUCAGCCACUCCAGUUGAGAGACUAAAAAUUGUCUUACUGAUCCAAUAAAAGUAUCAAAGGCCAACGGUAACUAUUUGGUUUCCUUUUUUUGAGAAAAGAAGUAGACAAAGUACAUCUUUUUUUUUCCCCCUUAUAGGGCAAUCAGCCUAUUGACCUUUUUACUAAAAUUCCAAGUCAAAGUAAGGUGCUAUGGAAUGAGUAAAUGGCUUUGUAUUAAUUUAACUAAAGAAAGGACAAGGAAGAAACCUAGAUUUUUGUUCUCCCAAGGAAGUGAGAUGAAAAAAAAAGCGCUAUGCUUUCCCCAGAAAUGUGAAAUGGGCUACUUCACCUUGGAAAAUCUUUCUUGCUCCUGAAGGAGAGUAGUAGAAAGCAGGAUAGAGAUCUGAGGAACCAACUAUUCUGAUGGGCAGUGGCAUCUCAGGAAAUUGGUCCUAAGAAAGUCUGCUUUUUGUGUUCUUUUAACAUAAAAAGAGACCAUGAGGAGAAAGAGUCCCUUGAGUGAAAAUUAUAAGAUUAUGGAAUAGAUAGAGUGGUCAAAUCUUCGGAUUUGCCCAGGACAGUCCCAAUUUAUAUCUGUCCUGGUCAGCCUAAGAAUAGGUGACUCUGUAGUUUUAUUGGAUACUUAUCCUUUUGAAAAAGUGAAAACUCUUUCCAGAAUCCUGGGGAAUUUUCAUACCCCUAAACAUUUUUUAGAUUAUGGUCUUAUCUUUUUAGGUCGCAGAAAGAAGCUGGUUCUGAAUGAUGUACAAGCUGGGUUUUUUUUUUACAAGCUGAAAGGCCUUCCAGUUUACUUAAGAGGUGAUAAUUUAAAGACAAAGACAGACCAUAGACAAGUUUGGCUGCAGACAGCAAUAUUCUUAUCUAGCUACUUCUGUUCCAAGAUUAGAAACUGUCUAGUUAAAGAAUUUUAUUUCUAGGCAAAGCUUAUGGAAGACUAUAUGAGAUUCUAGAGUUUCCUUAUGGUCCAGAAAAGAAUGAACAAAAUUGCAGGGUUUGAUCUUUUUUCUUUGAUUCUGUCAACUAGCAUCAUAAUAUUAAAGUUAAUACUAGUUCAUAAAAGGUGAAAACAUGAGAAUUCUUUUAAUGAGCACGUGGCAAACGGGGUACCUGGGAGUGAAAGUGAGAUGGGUCUAAGAGGGCCUGGCACUGAGCCUAGCACUGAGGGAAAGAACAGUUGGGCCCUUGGCAGAGCAAAUUUGGUCAUGCUGUAAAGUUUUAGCUCUUUGAGUCCCUUUUCAAAAUUGGUAAAAUAUGACACCUGCUAUGUUCUGAAUAACGAUAUGGUGAAAUGCUACUCCUUUUCUGUUGAUCCCAUAUAAACAGGCUUAAAGAGCAAAUACUAAUAACUGUAGAGUAGAAUUUGGGAAAGACAGCCUCAACUGCCCACCCAGUUUGGGCUCAUUGCUGGAGAUUUAUAUAUAAAUAGAACUUUAUAUAUAAUUAAUUUCCUUCUAAGGCUUAUUCCAGCAUAGUGGAGUUUUAUGGCAGUUAUAAUUUAAUAACGAAUCCUUUUUGUAAAGCACCUAUUCAAAAGAGUUCAUCCUCUUUUACUGAAAAUUUUAUGCUCUUUCAACUGUCCUGUGAUGCAGGGAGAGAAAAGAGUAUUAUUUUAAGCCUCCUGGUAGGGGAAACAGAUACUCAGAAGUGAAGAAGUGCAGAUAGAAUUAACCAAGAUCACCCAGUUAAUGACAUCAGGUAUAUAACUUCCCUCUGCUAACUACAUUUAGGUUCUAUGGCCUUCAACUUGUUUAAGCCUUCAACCUUCCAGCCCAUGGACCACUUCGAUUUACCAACAACAAUGAUAAUAAUAAUAAUGGAUAACAUUAACUGAGCACACACUGUGUGCCAAACACUGUUCUAAGCACUUCAAAAUCAGCAAACCUUGUAAAGUUCACAACAACUUUUGUGGAGUGGAUAUUAGCAUUAACACCAAUUAAAAAAUGAGGAUACCAUGUUACAGAAAUAUCAUGACCUGCUGGUUAUUGGCAGAAGCAGAAUUCAGAUCCAGACAGUCUGGCUCCAGAGGUGAAAUCAUCGCGCCAUCCUCAGUUUAAAAAGCUCCACAAAAAUAUGAAUUUUUUUUUUGCCUCAGUGAUAAGGAGGGUACCUCAUAUUUGCCUAAUGCUUAAGUUUUCACCCAAGGAUGUUAUACUUUUAUAUGUUAGAGGAUUAUUUUAGUUCUGUGUACACUGUAGAAUCAGACAUAUGGUAGAAAAUAAUUUUUGAAAUCUAAGUAAGGGACAGUUUGGUAUCACCUCUAUUUUGUCUGAUUUGGAGCCUGGAGACUUGCAAGGACCACAACUUGUGAACUAUCGCUGAAGCUUCAAAUAAAAGUUUUUAAUCAAAUUGUCAGUCUAGCCUGGAGGGGAGAUGAUAGGGUGGAGGGGGUUAGAAGCUGGUGAGAUGGACAAGAAAAGAGAGAGUGGAGGGAGAGAGCAACUGGGAAUGUGUAGCAGGGUGUAUAUGGGGUUUUGUGUGAGAGACUGACUUGAUUUGCAAACUUGCACUUAAAGCACAAUAAAAAUUAUUUUUAAAAAUUGCCAGUCUAACAUGUAAUACAUAAUCAUACGAUAAUCAAGUUAAUAUUAAAUGAACAGAUUCUUACCUUCAGAGAAUCGAAAGGUGGCAGAUCAUUUUCAGGCUUUAUCAAAAAUAAGGAGAAGAUGCACCAAUAUAAAAUAGUAGAUCUCUCUAAAUUAGAAAUUUAAAGUAUUACAAAUUAGUCCUGGAGAAGAAUGUUUUGCUGCUUCUUAAAAGCCUAGAAAGGGAAUGUCCCACAAAAAAAGCAGUUCUUUCAUUGUCAUUUAUAAGAAGAUGGAAACAGUAACAACAGAAAGGGGGUGUCUAAUACCAACUUAUAUUUAGGACCUCAUGUGGGAUCAUUUAUUUCCAUGUUUCCGGCAAAAAAAUUUCAGCUUUCUUCUACCCGUCAAACAAAUACACAAAAAAAUCUUUGAGCAUUCCAAAUCAAUUGUUAAAAAACUGAAUGAGCUUUAAAGCUGCCACAAAGGAAGGACAGCAGACUGUGAGCUAACCAGAAAACAAAAGCUCUGAGUGUUGGGAUGAGAUGGGCAUUUUUGCUUUGUCUCCAUCUAACUCCUCAUGAAGUCAAAACCAUGGCACCCUGCCCCCAAGUAAAUUAAAGAGAGGAACGAAAAUGUGUCAUCCAUCAGGAAGGCCAACAAAGGUAAGUGGAGGGCAGGAAGUGUUAGAGAAAAGCCUUCAAGGCCAGUGACAGUCACCCUGUCUAAUCCCCACAUACAUUAUUCCAGAAACCUAGUACAGGAAUCUUCUUGGGAUGUGGGCCAGCAUGGCUACACGGCCCACCAAGAAUGGUAUGAGGAUGAGAAUCCUGGGUCUCAUAGAGCUGAACUUCCUUCAACCAAAGAAUCAUUCUCUAUCCCAAAACUCAGAAAGGAGGCAAUGUAAAAAGUAUGUAUUCUUAAUUAGUUACUGAGUAGGACAGUUCAUUUUCUUUGCAGGAAAAAAAAAAAAUUCUGAUCUCUACUGUUGUCCAGGGACAGAUUUUCAAAAGUAAUCAUGAUAUUAUAUGGCUGUCCUCAGGUGCAUUGGCAUCCUGGUUCAGUGAAUUUCCAAAGCACCCAAAGCUUAGGGGGUUUAGUCAUUCAUCUCCAUGCCACCAGUAUUCUGACUGAGAUGGUUCUGGGGCUCGCGUUUGAAAGAGUAAGCAUUGGAAGUCUCUGUUGUACACUAUUUGUCAAGGAUUUCUAAGGAUGCUGAAUGGUGGCGGUGCCUCCUUGCAGGCAAGUCUUUACUGAACAGGGCCCUACUCUGCUCCCAAAUUAUCUGAACAUUCAUGGUCAGGAUCAGAGGACCAGUCGUAAGGUAGCUAUUAGGACAACAGGCUCACUAUCCCCUUAGUGCUUUGAUGAGCUCAACCUUGGGCGUUGGAAGUAUUCUGAAUGGACUUGCAGCUGCCUAGGAAGGCAUGUAGGUAGAAAUCACCCGUUCAGCUUACCUGCAGAGGGUAGUGAAUGCUCACUACUUGAGCCUUCUAUCCAUGCAUGUCUGAGCUCAGGAGCAGGUCCUUUGGUCUUGGAGGAAGAAGCAAAGGUAAAGAUCUAUGAUUUAUCAUCAGAAGGAACGAGUACCCCUGUCUGAGAGUCUAGAUCCUAGCUUCUUGCACAGCUCUUGUCAGUGACUAGCUGUGUAACCUUGGACAAGCCACAUAAUCACCUGGAAACACAGAUUACUCAGCCAUCAGGUGCAGAACUAGAUCUUGAGGUUCUUUAACUUAGGUAAGUUCUGUGAGACACAGGGAGGUCACAGUAGAUUUUCUUUGGUGUUCAAAUGAAUUAACCAUUGUGAAUUCCUACACUUUCAGAAGAAAUCAGCAAUGUGGGACACAGGUCUUGAUCUAAAACUAGGUGGACGGUGAUCUAACAGAUGUGGAGAAGGAGAAAUGCCCUAAAUUUGUACUUUCCAAUACUGAGCCAGUAGCUACAUGUGGCUUUUUGAACUUGUUUAAUUGAACUUAAAAAUUCCAUUCCUCAAUCACUCUAGCCACAUUUCAAGUGUUCAGUAGCCACAUGUGACUAGUGUCUACUAUAUUGGGCAGCUCACAUAUAGAAUACUGCUGCCUUUGGAGAAAGUUCUAUUGGUCAGCAUUUCCCCAGACCUUUGCCCAGACCACAAACUGCAGCUACUUGUCGCUUAGGGCAGAGUGUAAAUGUCUGUGCUCCUAGGGUGACUGAGCCCAGCUUUUGGGACUAGAGGAUGGAUUAGGUCCCAUAUGAUAAUGUGAUAAGUCCUAUAGGCAAAGAUUGUUGGCAUCGAAUAGGAGUUUGGGCGAGAGAGGGAGGAGGGGAAGCUAGAGCAAGGAAUUAGGGCACACCUGACCAUUCUGUGCCUUAGGCUUUGACUAGCUAGACCAGAACUUCUGUAGGACUCAGGGAUCCCAGAGGGGAGUUCCUCAGAUCAUCACCACAUUGCAUAACUGGUUUCCAAAAUGGAAAAGAGUGAGAGCGACAAGGCUGGUCUUAUCUCUGGAAAAUCAGUGACCCUCUCAGCACUCACUGGUGGGAAAAAGGUCACACUUGACCCAUGUUACAGAAGAGAAAGUUGACAUUACAUAGCCAGCCUGUAUCGAGGAAGGAAAUAACUCAGGUUUUCUGGAAAUAGGCGAGGAGUAACUGCUCUAUCCCAACAGUUGACUUCUUAGGCAGAGGACUGUGCAGUAAAAGGGAACUAAUGUUUUGAUGCUUGGGCUUAGGUGUUAGUAAGCAAGUACCAGUGAUACACGGAGAAGGCUUUUCCACAGAUUUGGCACAAUCUAUUGCCUCUGCCUUCCCUGUUGGCCCUGCUGGCUAGAGGGCAUUGCAUAUGGGGACAGGAAGAAAUCAGAGGCUGGUGGCAAAAAGAGUGUAAUGUUAGCUGCUG